AUGUAUACACUUUCGGCCGGGAUUUGGGAGAAGUUCUUCAAAAAGAAAGACUAUUAUGUGGUGAUUGUUGGACUUGAUAAUGCUGGAAAAACGACAUUUCUGGAACAGACGAAAUCACAUUUUGUAAAAGAUUAUGGAGUGUUAAACCCGUCAAAAAUAACAGCAACCGUUGGUUUGAACACCGGCAAAGUAGAGCUGAACAACACAUGUCUUCAUUUCUGGGAUCUCGGCGGUCAAGAGAGUCUCCGAGAACUCUGGGCAACAUAUUAUGACGAUGCAAAUGCUUUAAUUUUUGUCGUCGAUGCCACGAGGAGUGAUCUUUUCCCAAUAGUUGCUUCUCAGUUCAAAGAAGUAAUGUCGAAUGAAAUUGUACAAAAUGUUCCAGUUCUAGUCGCGGUGAAUAAAAGUGAAAUGGAAGGAGCUGCAGCGGCUGCGGAGGUCCGAAUGCUGUUAGAAGAUGACAAUCACCGAUCAGAUCUCGCAGUUCUCCCUGUCUCAGCACUCGAAGGAACGAAUAUCGAACGAUGUGUACAUUGGAUUGUUCGAUCAUUAGCUAGUCAACCAUUGUAUCUUUAG
Caenorhabditis remanei is the source of this 576-nucleotide messenger RNA. RefSeq lists its product as uncharacterized. The record is from RefSeq and is a predicted model, not a curated record. The transcript has 5 exons. Gene Ontology annotation, cellular component: Golgi apparatus. Gene Ontology annotation, molecular function: GTP binding; GTPase activity. Gene Ontology annotation, biological process: protein localization to organelle; Golgi to plasma membrane protein transport; intracellular protein transport. NCBI's taxonomy places the organism in Eukaryota, Metazoa, Nematoda, Chromadorea, Rhabditida, Rhabditidae. Bases 1 to 576 code for a protein of 191 amino acids.